CAAAGAGCAAAGCUCGCCAACACCGCUCCCGGAUCGUGUGUGUGAUCAGAGAAGAGCGGAGGAGCUUCCAGCCUGCCGGGGAGAGGGACACAGCCUGCCGGGGAGAAGAGCCUGCAAAGUGUGCUGCUGAGAGCUCGGAGUACUGCGGGGACCUCCGGGACUACAAAGUAAGGAGAGCCAAGUUGGAGGAGGGGAGCGGCCGCCCAGGGACUAUCGAUGGGCUCCGCCGUGCAGAGAAGGGCGAUGCAGGGGGAUGUGAGUAUUCCGGGCACUCCGCGCUGUUAGCCUACCGGGCUCGGGACGCUGUCCAUGGUACUGGCCGGCAGCCAGCCUACGCAGGCGCACUGUGUCCGGUGCCUGCAGGUCCCUGUGUGCAGCCCUGCCACAGUCUCCGCACCCGCCGCCCGAGGAGCGUUACCAUGAACUGCCUCAUCCCUCCCAGGAAGACUCAUCCGCUCACCUCCAACCUCCGCAGCAGCACCGCCGCCCAGCCCAGGAGCUUCCCAAGCGCAGGAUGCCGGGGGGAAAACGGGGCUUGGUGGCACCGCAGAAUACGUUUUUGGAGAACAUCGUCCGGCGUUCUAGUGAAUCAAGUUUCUUACUGGGGAAUGCACAGAUUGUGGACUGGCCUGUAGUAUAUAGUAAUGACGGUUUCUGUAAACUGUCUGGAUUCCACAGAGCUGACAUCAUGCAGAAGAGUAGUACAUGCAGUUUUAUGUAUGGCGAAUUGACGGACAAGAAGACAAUUGAAAAAGUUAGGCAGACGUUUGAUAACUACGAGUCAAAUUGCUUUGAAGUCCUCUUGUACAAGAAGAGCAGAACUCCCGUUUGGUUUUAUAUGCAAAUUGCACCAAUAAGGAAUGAGCACAACAAGGUUGUGUUAUUUCUUUGUACUUUCAAAGAUAUAACCUUGUUCAAACAACCAAUUGAGGAUGAAUCAACGAGAGGAUGGUCAAAAUUUGCCCGUUUAACUCGAGCUUUAACAAACAGCCGCAGUGUUCUACAGCAGCUGACUCCUAUAAACAAAACAGAAGUGGUCCACAAACAUUCCAGAUUAGCAGAGGUUUUGCAGCUGGGCUCCGAUAUCCUUCCUCAGUACAAGCAAGAAGCACCAAAAACCCCACCACACAUUAUAUUACAUUACUGUGCAUUCAAGACCACCUGGGACUGGGUAAUCCUCAUUUUAACUUUUUACACAGCAAUCAUGGUACCCUACAACGUCUCCUUCAAAACGAAACAAAACAACAUUGCUUGGCUUGUGUUGGACAGCGUGGUGGAUGUUAUUUUCCUUGUGGACAUUGUUUUGAACUUCCAUACAACUUUUGUUGGCCCAGGGGGAGAGGUCAUUUCAGACCCCAAACUAAUAAGAAUGAACUAUUUGAAGACAUGGUUUGUAAUAGACCUGCUGUCUUGUUUACCCUAUGAUAUCAUCAAUGCCUUUGAAAAUGUGGACGAGGGUAUCAGCAGUCUUUUCAGCUCCCUGAAGGUAGUACGGCUCCUGCGGUUGGGCCGUGUUGCCAGAAAGUUGGACCAUUACCUGGAAUAUGGUGCUGCAGUGCUGGUUCUCCUGGUCUGCGUGUUUGGUCUUGUUGCUCACUGGUUAGCUUGCAUCUGGUUCAGCAUUGGGGACUAUGAGGUCAUUGAUGAAGCGACCAACACAAUCAAGAAUGCAAGCUGGCUUUACCAGUUAGGAAUGAGCAUUGGUACUCCGUAUCGCUAUAAUGCCAGUGGCUCAGGGCGGUGGGAAGGUGGACCCAGCAAGGACUCUUUGUACAUAUCCUCUCUAUACUUUACCAUGACAAGCCUUACAACUAUUGGAUUUGGAAACAUUGCUCCAACAACCGAUGGAGAGAAGAUUUUUUCAGUUGCGAUGAUGAUGGUUGGCUCACUUCUAUAUGCAACUAUUUUUGGAAACGUGACCACCAUUUUCCAGCAGAUGUAUGCCAACACUAACCGCUACCAUGAGGUGCUGAACAAUGUGCGUGACUUCCUGAAGCUUUAUCAGGUCCCAAAAGGCCUCAGCGAAAGGGUCAUGGAUUAUAUCGUAUCAACAUGGUCCAUGUCAAAGGGCAUUGACACAGAAAAGGUUCUUGGAAUAUGUCCAAAGGACAUGAGAGCGGACAUCUGUGUGCACCUGAAUAGGAAAGUGUUCAAUGAGCACCCUGCUUUUCGUCUGGCCAGUGACGGCUGUCUGCGAUCCUUGGCGGUGGAGUUUCAAACAAUCCAUUGUGCUCCCGGAGACCUUAUCUACCAUGCCGGCGAAAGUGUUGAUGCUCUGUGCUUUGUGGUGUCGGGAUCGCUGGAAGUCAUCCAGGAUGAAGAGGUGGUGGCCAUCCUGGGUAAAGGUGAUGUGUUCGGGGAUGUGUUCUGGAAAGAGACCACUCUUGCUCAUGCUUGCGCCAAUGUCCGUGCACUGACGUAUUGUGAUCUACACAUCAUUAAACGGGAAGCUUUGUUAAAAGUUCUGGACUUCUAUACAGCAUUUGCUAGUUCUUUCUCCAGGAACCUUACACUGACCUGUAACUUGAGGAAGCGGAUUGUGUUCCGAAAAAUCAGCGAUGUCAAGAAAGAAGAAGAGGAGCGGCAGCGGCAGAAAAAUGAAGUGACCCUCACUAUCCCCGUAGACCACCCGGUACGGAAGCUCUUUCAGAAAUUCAAACAGCAGAAAGAGCUACGAAAUCAGGGCUCGGCGCACACUGACCUGGAAAGGAACAAGCUCCAAAUCGAGAAUCGUUCCACAAUGCACAAUGGAGCUGUCAUUACUGGCACCAGUGUUGUAACAGUGUCUCAGAUAACGCCCAUUCAGACGUCUCUUUCUUACGUUAGAACCAGCGAGUCUUUGAAGCAGAACAACAUGGAUGCGAUAGAGUUGAAGCCGAAUGGCGGCAGUGACCCAAAUUGUCUUAAAGUUACUAGCCCCAUGCACGUCAAAAACGCUAAUGCAAAGGGUUGGCUAAGAUUAAAAAAUAACAUGCAGGUCCAUGAGGAGAAAAAGGAGGACUGGAAUAACGUCACAAAGGCAGAAUCCAUGGGCUUACUGUCAGAUGACCCAAAAUGCAUUGACCCUGAGAGUGGGGUUUCUAAAAAUCCCUUGAGGAAAACAGACUCAUGCGAUAGUGGUAUAACAAAAAGUGAUCUUCGGUUGGACAAAGCAGGGGAAACGCGUAGCCCGCUUGAGCACAGCCCGAUUCAAGCUGAUGCAAAGCACCCUUUUUAUCCUAUUCCUGAACAGGCCUUACAGACCACUCUGCAAGAAGUCAAACAUGAGCUUAAGGAUGACAUUCAGCAGUUAAGCUCUCGCAUGUCUGCCCUUGAACAGCAGGUGGCAGAAAUUCUAAAACUACUAUCGGAAAAGAAAACACCCCUGACACCCCCCAAAUCUCCAUCCAGUCCCCUUCAGAUACCAUGUCAGGAUAUUUUUAGCGUUUCCAGGCCGGUAACCCCGGAUUCUGAAAAGGACGAGAUACAUGUAUAACGUAUAAUGUACAUGAGUGUGAAUGGGUGUAUGGGUGCAUAGACGCACAUGUCCAGUAGGCAAAUAUACGGAUAUAUGCAGUCAGAAAUACAUUUUAAAAUGCAUUGUUCACUCUAAGCUGACUGAACUGGAAUGACCAUGGUAAACAUGGAUCUUUAAUCCAUUCUGUAGGGUUGCACUGGAUAAUGGUUUCUCUUUGAAGUCAUUUUAUUGUGAUAAAAAGGCCUCAUACUAUUAAAGUAGAUUUGGGUUAUGGGUUAAUGAUCACCUGUUGGAUGAAGUACUUACUGCUAGAACCCAUGAGGAAGACAGUCUAUUCUUCUGGUCAGCCAUAUAGAUGGUCAGAAUUGUGGUCAGAUUUUAGCACGGACUUCAAUACCCAUAGAUAAAAAAAUAAAAACAGGUAUUGAGGGGCAGGUAAUUGAUGAAACUACUGCAUCACAAUGAAAACUUUGUAAUUCAGGCAACCAGCUAAAUACCCCCCUUUAAUAUUCCAACGUGAGCAUAAAGUCAACACAGGAAGCUGUAAAAGCUGAACCACAGCCUCUCAAGAAAGUAAUAAGACUCCCCGCAGUAUACCUGCACAGUGAAUCUACUAGUUCGAGGGUCAGACUCGUGUGCUAACCUGAAGAUGACGAUUGAGCAUAUUGCUUAUUUUAUAAGGCAGGACUCCAUCUUCCCUGUCCCAGACUUGUACAUGAACCCAGUUUUUAUAAAGCUAUACAGACCAUUGGAAGGCCAGGGAAUAGGCUGUUUUUUAUAUCAUGAGUGUCCAGCAUCCUUUUGAGCUUUAUACUGCAAAAGGCUUGAAGUGCAUUUAUCUUUAAACAUAACUUCAUUUAACAGGUGUCCUAACCAGUCUACAUGAAGCUAAAAGGUUUGGGCUAGCAUUCCUAUUUACAAGUAAUAAUAUCCCAUUCCAGAGUUCAUGAUUUAGGGUAGGCAUGCUGCGUCUCUCCAACAACUGAUCACCACUAUUCCAUGACAACAAUGGAUUUUUGGGACCUGUGGUUCCUGAGAAACUGGAGAGAUAUGAGUAGCACCCAUCUCAUGGCUUAGAGGGAACAUUGCUUCAGCAUAACUUGAAUAUAUUAUUUUAUCAAUUUUCAAUGUGUAAAUAUUGCAUGUCCAGCUGGAUACUGGCCUGCCAAAGAUAAAACUCCUUACUCUAGAUAUUGCUUGUAAAAUAUGCAGUUGACUGCAUGCGUUCUUUACAUUAAUUUAUAAUCUUAAUUACACUAUUUAUAUGAUAAAAAGGCAAUGUUAUAUUUAACUAUCAGGGUCCAUCCUGCCAAUAUUGCUAGGAAAAGUCACAUACAUCAGGCUUGUAACAGGGAACAUAUCUUUUUAGAACUUUUCAAUAAUAAGCUCAUAAUAAACUUAAGUAGAUAAUUGAGGAGUUAAAUAAGUAUUCCACUAGUAGAGACUGCUUAAGACCCCUCCAUGUAGGUCCCUCCCCUCGAGUUACCCACUUUUUCUGUUGACAUGACAGUAGUGUUUUAGGUAGAACCUGGAUAGUGGUUGAGCUAUAUCAGUGAUAUAUUUCCACCUUGUUGUUUUGGAGCAGGAUACUAUAUGGAGGAGUCUUUAGCCACUUUAGACAUAAGACCUUAGAACAAGCGUGUAGGUUAAAGGAUGAAUAUGUAUUAACUUAGUUUAUUGUGGAGGAACAAUGUUUAUAGCAAACUUUUCCCAUUGUUCCUUACCUCCAUUUCAGUUAAAACUCUAGUCUAAUGUGAGUGGCUACAAGCAUCAGACCGGUGGGGAUGGUCUAAAAUGGCUAAUUAAAUUUCAGGUUCAUCAAAACAAGGUAUGCAAAGUUUUACACCCCAUUCACAAUUGUGUGACCUGUCAUAUGACUUUGUACAUCAAAGUAGCAUGAUCAGUUGUACCCCAUGCUUUUGAAUGAUAACCAUUCAUACAUGUGCAACUUAAAGUCAUAUCAACUUCAGAGUAGUUCAUGCACUACUUUGGUCUAACUGUCUUGCAACUUGAGGGCCAUAGACUUCAAUGUUAACCCUCAAAAGUUGCAUCAAAGUCAUACCUUAAUGUUUUACAUGCAACAGUGUGUCUGACUUUGCAGAGGGAAAACAAGUCACAUCCAAAGUUGCAUCAAAUUUAUAGUGCAUAGAUUAAGUGCAGCGCAAUAAGGAAUAAAUAUAAACUUCACACUCAUUAAACGAGAUACACUCUACAAAACUAGUGACCAGAGUGCAAUCAUAAAAAUAUGAACAAAAAUCUAAAUAAAUCAGAAAGUCCCAUACACAUAACUACGCCGCUGUGUAAUGAAUAUGUGACAGUUCAUAUAUCUUCGCAGUGUUUCAGGUGACCCACCACCUCCAGAUAAAUUGCCUGCUCACCUCCAAUACCAGACCUCACUACAGAGUCACAGUCACCUCUGACCAACUCCUCCUAUGAAAGGUACAGCAACACUCUUCUUCCUCCCAUCUCAGCUUAUAGCUACUGCCCUUCUCUCCUUGAUCCUCGGUCAUCAGCGUAGCAUAGAAUUUAAAAACGGAAAGACCAUAGUGUUCUCUAUUUCCAAACAUUUAUUGGAAAAACAUGAGGGAAUUAAAAAACAUGAGGGAUAUACAAACAAGCGUUUAGUAUUAUCAGCUCACCAUGCUGACACUAAUAGUUGCUGUGUGACAUCAAGGGCUUCAGCUCCUCCCACCACUAGCAGGCAAUUGGUGAAUAAUCGACCAUUGAGGAGUAUGGGUAUGUCAACAUUGUUACUUCCAGACUCCUAUGCACAGAAGAAUAUGAUGAUUAGGUGUAAGGCUAUUUAAUUUAUUGGAAAAGCCCAAUCAGAAGGUGUAAUGCAUAUGGGUGGGAGGAGCUGAAGCCCUUGACACCAC
Rana temporaria (common frog) is the source of this 6333-nucleotide messenger RNA. It is a transcript of the gene KCNH5, whose product is annotated as potassium voltage-gated channel subfamily H member 5. Gene Ontology annotation, cellular component: membrane. The record is from RefSeq and is a predicted model, not a curated record. Gene Ontology annotation, biological process: regulation of membrane potential; potassium ion transmembrane transport. Bases 515 to 3475 code for a protein of 986 amino acids. Gene Ontology annotation, molecular function: voltage-gated potassium channel activity. NCBI's taxonomy places the organism in Eukaryota, Metazoa, Chordata, Amphibia, Anura, Ranidae. The transcript has 11 exons.